Molecule: messenger RNA, 1395 nt
Organism: Vigna angularis (adzuki bean)
Lineage: Eukaryota; Viridiplantae; Streptophyta; Magnoliopsida; Fabales; Fabaceae
Exons: 1
Coding region: 1-1395 (464 amino acids)
Source: RefSeq, a predicted model, not a curated record
AUGACUUAUCCUUAUGGAAUUGUGGAAGAUGUUCUAGUGAAGGUGGAUAAAUUCAUUUUCCCAGCUGAUUUUGUGGUUCUUGACAUGGAAGAAGAUGCUAAAGUCCCAAUUAUAUUGGGAAGACCAUUCUUAGCAACAGGAAGAGCAUUGAUAGAUGUAGAACAAGGACAAUUGAUGUUAAGAGUGGCAGAUGAAAAAGUCACAUUUUCUAUGACUGAAGCAGUGAAGCACAAACUUGACAGAGAGGACUGUUUCAAAGCUGAAAUAAUUGAGUCUCUUGUGUUGGAGGAGAUAAAUUUCCAUGUAAAGCAGAAUCCAUUAGAGAGAACUCUACUGUCAGGAAUGGAAGCAAAGGAGUUGAAAAGAGAAAUUAAUGAUGAAGAGGUGGUGAAGUGUGCUCAUCAAUUGGAAGUGCUGAAGCCAAUAUUCAAUUCCACUAGAGGAAUAGAAGAUUUACACAAGAGUGAAGAUGGAGGAGUAGAAACGUCCAAGGUGGAAUUGAAACAACUCUUUUCUCACCUUAAAUACAGGUUCCUUGAUGAGCAAAAGCGUAAUCCAGUAAUUGUGAGCAAUGAACUUUCAUAUAGUGAAGAAGAUAAACUUUUAAGGGUGUUGAGGGAGUAUAAAUCUGCCCUUGGGUGGAAAAUUGAUGAUUUGCAAGGUAUUAGUCCUACUGUGUGCAUGCAUAAAAUUUAUUUGGAAGAGGAUUUCAAACCUGUGCGGCAACCACAAAGGAGGCUCAACCCGACUAUGAAGGAAGUGGUAAGGAAAGAAGUAAUUAAAUUGCUAGAUGCAGGAAUUAUCUACCCAAUUUCUGAUAGUGAGUGGGUAAGUCCUAUUCAUGUUGUACCCAAGAAAGGAGGAAUGACAAUGGUGAUCAAUGAAGCCAAUGAGCUCAUUCCUACAAGAAAAGUCACAGGGUGGCGGAUGUGCAUAGAUUACCAAAGUCUGAAUCAAGCCACAAGAAAGGACCAUUUUCCACUUCCAUUCAUAGAUCAAAUGGUGGAAAAAUUGGCAGGGCAUGCAUACUACUGCUUUCUAGAUGGGUACUCGGGCUACAACCAAAUAGCAGUAGCUCCUGAAGAUCAAGAAAAGACAGCAUUUACAUGUCCCUAUAGCGUCUUUGCUUAUAGGAGGAUGCCCUUCGGUCUCUGCAAUGCGCCUGCAACAUUUCAAAGGUGUAUGUUUUCCAUCUUUUCUGAUUUGGUUGAAAAUUGCAUUGAGAUCUUCAUGGAUGACUACGAGAAAAUCACAAUGGAAUUCUUGAGUUCUGUGAAAGCGGAGAUACUACAAGGAAAGGAUUGUGAGGAAGGAUUGAUUGAAUUUAGAUUGCAUAAUUCUACUUACAGACUCACUCUAGUUGAGUUUAAUGCAAUCUUUGGUUUUCCAACUUGA